AUGAAUGAACGACCGUCGCCCCUGGGGGCUUAUCGCUCAGGAAUAACGCAACCAGAGAGGAGCAGCCAGAUUUACAGCUAUAAGUACUCCUCUCAAAAUUCUUUUUUGUAUGAUGUUAAGCGAGAAGUGUACAAUGAGGAGAAUUUUCAACAGGAACACAAAAGGAGGGUCUCUUCUUCCGGGACCAUGGACAUCAAUAUCACCACCUUCACACAUAAUGUUCAAUGCAGCUGCUCAUGGCACAGGUUUCUAAGAUGUAUGUAUAUGAUCUUUCCCUUCCUCGAAUGGACAUGUUUGUACCGAUUUAAGGAUUGGCUUCUUGGAGAUUUACUUGCUGGUUUAAGUGUUGGCAUUGUGCAAAUUCCUGAAGGUCUGACACUUUCUUUGAUGACAAGACAACUGAUUCCUCCUCUUAAUGUCGCUUACACAGCUUUCUGUUCUUCUGUAAUUUAUGUAAUUUUUGGAUCAUGUCAUCAAAUGUCCAUUGGUCCCUUCUUCCUUGUGAAUGCUCUGAUGAUCAACGUCCUGAAGGAGAGACCAUUCAAUUAUGGUCACCUGGUCAUGGGAACUUUUAUCAAGGAUGACUUUUCUUCCCCCACCUACUUUCUCAACUAUAACAGAUCUUUAAAUGUGGUGCAAACUACAACUUUUCUGACUGGGAUUUUUCAGAUAUCUAUGGGCGUGCUUGGUAUGGGCUUUCUGUCUGCUUACCUUCCGGAGGCGCUGAUCAGUGCUUACCUAGCUGCUGUCGCUCUGCACAUCAUGCUGUCCCAGCUGACUUGUAUCUUAGGGAUUGUAAUUAGCUUCCACGCUGGUCCCAUCUCCUUCUUCUAUAACAUAGUGAACUACUGUAUAGGUCUCCCCAAAGCUAAUUCCACCAGCAUUCUACUGUUUCUAACUACUGCUGUUGCUCUGAGAAUCAACAAAUGUAUCAAAGUUUCUUUCAAUCAAUAUCCCAUCAACUUUCCAAUGGAAUUAAUUCUGAUUCUUGGCUUCACUGUACUUGCUCACAAGAUAAACCUGGUCACAGAAACCAGCCGUAACUUCAUUGAGAUCAUUCCAUAUAGCUUCCUGUUUCCUUCACUACCAAAUUUCAGCAACUUUUUUUCUAGACUUAUUUUACCAGCUAUAUCCUUAUCUAUUGUGAGCUCCUUUAUGGUUAUAUUUCUGGGCAAGAAGAUUGCUGGUCUCCACAACUACAGAAUCAACUCCAAUCAGGAUCUAAUAGCCAUUGGCUUUUGCAAUAUUGUCAGUUCAUUCUUCAAAUCUUAUGUAUAUUCUGCUGCUAUUGCCAGGACUAUUAUCCAAGAUAAAGCUGGAGGAAGACAACAGUUUGCAUCUCUGGUAGGCGCAGGUGUGAUGCUGCUCCUGAUGAUGAAGGCGGCACAGUUUUUCUACGAACUGCCAAAUGCUGUGCUGGCUGGAGUUGUUCUGAGCAACGUACUGCCCUACCUUGAAGCCAUUUACAACCUACCCAGUCUGUGGAAGCAGAACCAAUAUGACUUUGUUGUCUGGAUCUUUACAUUCUUAUCUUCGAUUUUCCUGGGAUUGGACAUUGGACUACUUAUGUCGAUAGUUUUUGCUUUCUUCAUCACCACUCUCCGUUCACACAGAACUAAGAUUCUCAUCCUGGGUCAGAUCCCUAACACCAACAUUUACAGAAGCAUCAAUGACUAUCGGGAGAUUACAACUAUCCCUGGGGUGAAAAUUUUCCAGUGCUGCAACUCCAUUACAUUUGUAAACGUGCACCACCUAAAAAACAAGCUGUUAAAGGAGGUAGGUAUGGUAAGGGUGCCUCUUAAAGAAGAAGAGAUUUUCAUGCUGUUUACUCAACAUGAAUCCCGCCGUCAGGAAAACCCUAUGUGUAGGUGUUCCUGCAACUGUGAUGAACUGGAGCCACCACCUAGGAUUGUCUACACAGAACGAUUUGAAAAUAAAGAGGCUCUUGAUGCGUCCUCUGUUAACCUGGUCCGCUGCUCACAUUUGGAGAGCAUAAAUAUAAGCCCAAGUGUAUCUGUUGAACAAAUGCCAAACACCGGAUCUUCGUCGUCUCAGAGAAUUCAAGGACAAAACUACGGGCAUAUGGAGAAAGUCCGGAUUGCUAACCACCCUUCAAGAAAUAGCUUGCUUCCACCACCUGAUACUACAGAAAGUCAGGAGAGAUCACUCAUCCCUUACUCAGACAUGUCUUUUCAACCCAGCACCCACACCAUUAUCCUGGAUUUCUCCAUGGUGCAAUAUGUUGAUUUUCAUGCUUUGGUGGUAUUAAGACAGAUGUGCAAUUCUUUCCAAAACGCCAACAUUUUGGUGCUCAUUGCAGGGUGUCACCCCUCUGUGGUCAGGAUGUUUGAAAAGAAUGACUUCUUUGAUGAAGGCAUCACCAAGGCCCAGCUGUUCCUCAGCCUCCACGAUGCUGUGCUGUUUGCCUUAUCAAGGAAGUUUCCAGAGCUCUCUGAGUUAAGCGAGGAUGAAUCUGAGACAGUGAUACAGGAAACCUACUCAGACGUGAACAAGAAUGACAUUCCAAGACACAAAAGUAGUAACUUUCCAGAGAGCCACAAAAAUCCAAGUCCAACAUUUGCCAAGGGCCAGGCGCCAGUAGAAGAGGAGUCAGAGUUUGAUUUGGAAAUGGAGCCCAUGCUGGGGUCAGAACGAGAUGCAGGGCUGGAUUCGUACCUGGACCUUCCAUCUGAGAUGUACCCAGAAACUGAGCCUGAGUCCGAGCUGGAGCUGGAAGCCCAGAGUGAUGUGGAUCCCAAGACCCCACCAGAGACGGAGAUAGAGACUGAUCCCGAGAUGGAGCUGGAGGUGGAGAGGGUGCCCCAGCCCAAAUCCAGGUCAAGGGCUUACACGUACCCUCAGCGGCAGCAGAGGCAAUCUUACUCUGAGGCUACCCAAACCCAGUCUCAGUCUCGGCCUCAGACACCGUCAGUGGAGAGGAGAGGGCAACAUAUGGAUUCAUACUCACCCAAUGCCUAUGACGAUGAGUCCCCCUAG
Molecule: messenger RNA, 2997 nt
Organism: Marmota flaviventris (yellow-bellied marmot)
Lineage: Eukaryota; Metazoa; Chordata; Mammalia; Rodentia; Sciuridae
Gene: Slc26a8
Product: solute carrier family 26 member 8
Biological process (GO): transmembrane transport
Cellular component (GO): membrane
Source: RefSeq, a predicted model, not a curated record